GAUGUCAAAUAAAUGUCAAAACAAAACAAGCUAACGUCAAGACGUCAACAAAAAAAAUAUAACCUUGUCGUAGAACAAAAAUAAAAACAAAUCAUGUAAAUUAAGUUAUUUGAAAGGAACAAUUAAUUAAACUAUAGAACGAUUAUACAAGAGGAUAUUGUAUAAACUUCUAUCAACAGCUGACAUUAUGGCGCUUGAAAUUGUCGGCGCUAUUUUGUUUACAAUACUUUUAGCAUUUCUUCUAAGAGUACUUUACCUUAUUUAUGAAAUUACUAUAGUAAACAAGUGUGAACUCACAAGACCAAAAUCACUACGAACUAUCCUUUGCAUUGGUUCUGGCGGCCAUACGACAGAGUUACUGAGAUUAGUGAAGAACUUGAACAAGAAGAAGUAUCAACCGCGGGUCUACAUUCUGGCGGAUAAUGAUGUCAGUAGUGAGGUAAAGAUUCACGAAACAGAGAAGGAACAAAGUGACUACACUCUGAGCAGGAUACCACGAAGCCGGAAUGUGCAACAGUCGUAUUUUUCUUCAGUAAUCAGCACCCUCUAUGCUACCCUGUGUACACUACCUGUAAUAUAUAAUUUCAAGCCAGAUGUUAUAUUUUGUAAUGGACCAGGAACUUGUAUACCAGUUUGUGUUGUAGCUUUCCUUUUAAGAUGUUUGUACUUAUUAGAUUGUCGCAUAGUAUUCAUAGAAAGCAUUUGCCGAGUUCGAACUCUGUCAUUGACUGGAAAAAUACUUCAAUUUUUUGCAGAUAUUGUUGUUGUACAAUGGCCCCAACUGAGGGAUGUUUGCUUUAGGGCUAAGUACUUUGGGAGGCUAACAUAGAAAUAAUUUUAAGUUUUAACGAAGAAUGUUUUUUAAAGUUUUUAAUUUGUAGUUUAACUUUUUGAGUAUAAAAAAAUGAUUGAUAUUGAAUAAAUCAUAUCAAUUUUCAA
Molecule: messenger RNA, 939 nt
Organism: Spodoptera frugiperda (fall armyworm)
Lineage: Eukaryota; Metazoa; Arthropoda; Insecta; Lepidoptera; Noctuidae
Gene: Alg14
Product: UDP-N-acetylglucosamine transferase subunit ALG14 homolog
Exons: 1
Coding region: 188-829 (213 amino acids)
Biological process (GO): dolichol-linked oligosaccharide biosynthetic process
Cellular component (GO): UDP-N-acetylglucosamine transferase complex
Source: RefSeq, a predicted model, not a curated record